AUGGCCGUCCCCUGGCAGAGCCGCACGCGCACCGCCCGCCUGGCGUGCGUGUCUCCGGAAUGGCAGGCCCGAGGAACGCAGACGGGCUUCGUUGUGCCCACAGCGAGCAAUGUUGCCGUUGCAUACUUUGAACUGACGCCCUGCAAUGGUGAGCCGCCCUUGGUCAACCCUGCGACCGGACGGGACUUCUACUGCGGGAAAGGGCCGGAUACCGAGACGUGUCCGGAUGGGUACUACUGCCACUGGACGCUCUCCUUCGCCAAGUGCUGUCCGCUCGACCAAGAGGAGAACGUGACUCUGGCGGGUCCUUCGUGUCGCCAGGCCUCCUACGGCUGUUGUCCUGACGGGAAGUCCGCCGCCCUGGGACCCAACUACGGCGGGUGUCCUUCCAUAUGCCAGUGCCACAAGCUGGGCGCCUACGACGAGGUGUGUGACCCCGUGACCAACCAGUGCCGGUGCAAGCCAGGCGUCGGGGGCACCAAGUGCGACCGCUGCGAGCCCGGAUUCUGGGGCCUUCCGAGGAUCCAGCGCGGGAGCAAAGGGUGCCUACCCUGCGGAUGCUCGCUGUUCGGGUCGGUGCGCGACGACUGCGAGCAGAUGACGGGGCAGUGCGUGUGCAAGCCGGGCAUUCGGGGCAAGAAGUGCAACGAGUGCCCCGAGGGACUGGUGCUGGGCCCCAAGGGCUGCCGGGCCAAUGACGUCACCACGCCCCCGCCCCGGUCCUGCGCCGAGCUCGAGUGCUACUUCGGCGCCAGGUGCCAGGAGCACGAGGGCCACGCCGAGUGCAAGUGCGAUGCCCAGUGCCCCGAAGACACGUCCUCGUCCCCGCGGCCCGUGUGUGGCUCUGACAUGGAGACGUAUGCCAGCGAGUGCCACCUGCGCCUCUUCGCGUGCCAUUACCAGAAGGACGUGGUGGUCGACGCCCUCGGCUCGUGCCCUCCUCCAGGCAACCAAUCCGACGGCGUGACGGAGUCGCCGCUGCGCCGGUCUACCGCGCCGCUGUCGACGGAGCCCCACCGCGAGGAGGCGGCGAAGGCCACGCGCCACCUGCUGCUGCCCGAGUACGUGAUCGGCGGCGCCCCCGGCUCCAGCACGCACAGCCUCUCCAACAGCAUCUUCAGCGUGCCGCCCACGCCCGUCACCAUCGCCGCCUUCGGCCUGCUGGGCUCGAUCUGUUACCGCGACAAGGACUGCUCGGUGCCCUACUCCCGCUGCAAGACGUCCAUUUGCACGUGCCGCAGCGGGUACACUCAGAGCGCCGACCGUCAGACGUGCGUGGUGACGACCCCGGGGCGAGAGGAGGUCGUCGGGGCGUGCGUCCGGCGACCCUGCCAGAGGGGAGGCACCUGCCGGGAGCUCACCAAUGGGGGGUACAGCUGCCAGUGUCCCCCCAGGACCACGGGCCUCCAGUGCGAGAAGGAGCUUCCGCCGCCCUACGAGACGCCCUCCUUCAGCGGCUCGUCCUACCUGGAGGUCAAGAAGAUCAAGGCCUACAAUAAAGUGCAGCUGGAGCUCGAAUUCCGCACCUUCACGGACAGCGGCAUCCUCCUGUACAGCCAGCAGCAGCCUGACGGGUCCGGCGACUUCAUCUCCCUGGCGCUGGUCGACGGAUACGUGGAGUUCCGCUACAACCUGGGCUCGGGGCCGGCGGUCAUCAGGAGUCAUCACAGGGUGCAGAUGAAGCGCUUCCAUAAGGUAGUGGCCAAGAGGUACCAGCGCGACGGCAUCCUGCAGCUGGACGACGCCGAGGACGCCAUCGGAAAGGCCCCGGGGACACUCAAGAGUCUGGACCUGCGAGGCUCCACUUACGUAGGAUAUGUCCCAACCAACGAAAGGAGAGUCUGGGAAAACGCGGGCACCUCCGAGGGCCUGGUCGGUUGCCUGCGCUCGGUCCGGAUAAACGGGCGUCCCCUUGACCUGGUGUGGCCCGGCUCCCCGCACGUGAUCCGCGCCGAACACGUGGGCGAGUGUUCCGCGUCGCCGUGCGCCAACCUGCCCUGCCUCAAUCACGGCUCGUGCAGGCCUACUGACGACGGCCAUUUCAAGUGUCUCUGCGUUCAAGGAUUUAUCGGGGAGCGAUGCGAGGUCAAGCUAGACCCGUGCGAGAGCCAGCCGUGCCAGGCUGGGGCAACCUGUGUCACUCUCCCGACCAAGGACUUCCUGUGCAAGUGCCCCCCUGGCAGGAGAGGAACGCUGUGUGACCAGAUGGACCGCACCCUCCGCGAGAUGGUGAUCCCCGACUUCGACGGCGACGCGUACCUGGAGCUGCCCACCCUGGAGAACGUGGGCAUGUCCUUCGCCCUCGAGAUCUGGUUCCUGACGCGCUCUCCCGACGGCGUCCUGCUGUACAACGGGCAGAUGGGCGGCGGGGGAGACUUCAUCGCCCUCAACCUGCGCAACGGACACCUCGAGUUCUCCUACAACCUCGGCUCAGGACUCGCCACGCUCGUGAGCCCCGAGCGCGUCGCCCUGAACACGUGGCACAUGGUACGCGUGCGCAGGAAGAAGAGGAGAGGCAUCCUGCAGCUCAACAGGGGCAAGAAAGUGCGAGGCAAGAGCGGACCCAGACUCACCGAGCUCAACCUCAACCAGCCGCUCUUCCUCGGAGGCUUAGAGAACUUCACCCUGGCCCACCCGGACUCCGGCGUCACCAUGGGCCUCAACGGAGCCAUCCAGAGACUGCUGGUCAACUCGGAGGUGCUGGACAACCUGGACGAGAGGGCGAGGGGAGGUCGCGGCGUCAGGAGGUACCGUGGACCCCCCUGCCUGCACAACCCCUGCCAGAACGGCGGUGUGUGCCAGCCGUUCCUCAGCCGGUUCCUGUGCAAGUGUCCAGCCUCGUUCACCGGGAAGUUCUGCGAGAAGCGUUCAGACGAAAAUCAGAUGAUGAAACCGGUCAAGUUUGACGGCAAAACUUUCCUCAAGUUCCCCAACAUGGUUUACAGAGUCAAAAGAGGACAAACGACCAACCAGUUCGAGAUUCGUUUCCGCGCGACCAGUGGCGACGGUUUACUCGUGUGGCUCAACAAGGGAACGACGCUUACAGGAGACUACCUGGCCAUCGCAAUCAACGGCGGUUUUAUCGAACUAUCUUACAACCUCGGCAAGCAGCAGACGCUCCACAUCGUUAGGUCUAAGGUGCGCGUGGACGACGGGCAGUGGCACACCCUGGUGGCGCACAGGAGGAAGCGGCUGGGCGUCCUCAGGGUGGACAACGAGCGACCAGUCAAGGGCGUCUCGGAGAAGGGCGCCACGACACUCAACACCAACGGCAAAUUGUGGAUCGGUGGCUCCCCCAGAAUCCCGGACGGGCUGCCGCGGGCGUACUACCAGGGCUUCCGCGGGUGCGUCGACGCCGUGCAGGUGGAGAACCGCGACCUGAACCUGGUGACCCACGGCGACGCGCAGCUGGUCCGGUUCUGCGACGAGAUGCGGUGAGGUUCGUCGCCCGCCCCUCCCCCCCUCUGAGGCGGACUCCUGGUGCUCUCCACGCGACUCCCAACAGCUGUGCAUCUCUCCUGUGUUGGAUAAUGCGUUUGAGGAAAAGAGAUGAAUGAAUAAGAAGGGAGGAAUAAAAAAAAGAAAACACGACUGGAUGCAGCAGCUUUGUCGAGUUUCGAUGCUAAAAAAAAAUAAAACAAAGCAUUAAUAAAAAACAUAUUUAAGAGAAAGAAGAAAGUCUAUUUUGUAUAUGGGGAAAACGUUAUUCUGUUGUUCGAGGAAUGGUAGUGAUAAUAACAGUCAUUACGACAGAAAAAAAACUUUAUGGUGGCGAUUUUAAGCUGUAAGUGAUGGUGAAAGGUGCGUGCAGAUUCCAUGUACAUUUCAGUGCUUUCUAGUGACUCCUUACUCUGCCUACAGGACGCGAGGUUCUUAACCACUUUGUAGGUUGUGCUUGGUGAAGGAAAAUUUAUCAUCACCGUUCUUUUCAAGGAAGUUUCAAAAGAACGAGACUUAUGUCGACCAACCAUUAGACAAAUUAAGCUAGAAAAAUACUCAUUCGUAAUCUUUCUUUUUUUUAAUCGAAGGGGAAUUGUUAUUCAUAUACUUAUGAAUAAUCAGCUAAAUAUUAAAGAUCUGUCUGUGUUCUUUACUCCGUGUUUCAAAACGUGAUGGUAAAUUACAAGGAAGAUCUGGACUUCUCUCGCUACACAAACGGGGAACAAAAUGAACAGCACAAGUGAAGUAACUUGUGCUCUUGCUGUAAAUAUGAAAUUUGUUGGAAAUAGUCAUAACAAGUGAGUGAAUGGAAAAGUGUGUAAGUAUACUUUUUUUUGACGCUGCCU
Penaeus monodon (black tiger shrimp) is the source of this 4286-nucleotide messenger RNA. RefSeq names its product agrin-like. The transcript has 20 exons. NCBI's taxonomy places the organism in Eukaryota, Metazoa, Arthropoda, Malacostraca, Decapoda, Penaeidae. The coding region runs from base 1 to 3438 and encodes 1145 amino acids. Gene Ontology annotation, molecular function: calcium ion binding; protein binding. The record is from RefSeq and is a predicted model, not a curated record.